Messenger RNA from Mus musculus (house mouse), 10242 nucleotides. RefSeq names its product zinc finger protein 831 (gene Zfp831). Lineage: Eukaryota; Metazoa; Chordata; Mammalia; Rodentia; Muridae. Bases 403 to 5322 code for a protein of 1639 amino acids. The record is from RefSeq and is a predicted model, not a curated record. The transcript has 7 exons.
GCCCCAUCUUUAGGGCAGAGCAUUGCACACUGGCUUUCUGGGCCUCUUGGGUUUCCAGCUCAGCAGUCAUGGUCUCUGAAGGCUUUGCCUCUCUCGCUUCCUGUUUUCUGAGUGUUGCUACCGCCGUGUUAAGUAAUGCGUAGAAUUUAAUUUACUUCCCCUUUCUGGGCCAGAGCGAGCUUCACCUCCACUGCAGUGUCCUCCAGGUUUCUCAAGAUGCUUUGUUUUGUUUUCUUCAGUGAAACAUGGAGUUGACCCAAAUGCCAGCCUCUGGGACACGGUCUUGUCUCUUUCCUGAGGACUAGCUUGGGCUACUUGGCUUUAGAGCGGAACUUCACAGUCUGGCAACCUACUACCCUUCAUAAAGGUUGACAUAAUCCUGGACCACGCAGAUGAUGAGGAAUGGAGGCGUCAGAACCGACCCACCCUACCCCAUCGGCCACGGACCAGCCAGCCUCUGUACCCGGCAUUCCAGGGGGCCUAGGGGGGCAGGCCUCACCUCGCCUGACCCUGGGUCCUGUUAUCCUGCCACCAGAGCAGGGCCUGGCCCCAACUGUGUUCUUGAAGGCAUUGCCUGUCCCCUUAUACCACACGGUACCUCCUGGGGGCCUCCAGCCACGUGCACCCCUGGUGACAGGCAGCCUGGAGGGGGCCAGCGUACCUUUCAUUCUCAGCCCCUUGCUGCAGCCUGAAGGACCCAGUGCCACCCAGGUGGGCAAGCCAGCCACCCCCGCCCUGACUGUGAACAUUGUAGGCACAUUGCCUGUACUCUCCUCGGGUGUGGGGUCUGCACUGGUCAGCACAGGCAGAGUGAAGAAUACUGGUAAGUACCUGUGCCCCCACUGUGGCCGGGACUGCUUGAAGCCCAGUGUGCUGGAGAAACACAUCCGGUCCCACACAGGUGAAAGGCCCUUCCCGUGCCCUACCUGUGGCAUCGCCUUUAAGACCCAGAGCAACCUGUAUAAACACAGGCGGACACAAACACAUCUCAACAACUCCCGCUUGUCCUUGGAGUCUGAGGGGAGUGGGAGCAGCCUUCUGGAGGAGGGAGACAGGCCCGGAGAGACCGCCUCAGUGGAUAGUCGUGGAGAUGAAGGUGCUCCAGAGAGAGCCCUUUCCCCAGGUGCCCUCCCCGCCCUUGCUGCUCAGAACAGGGAAAGGAAGGUGGAAUCGGCUCCCUCUCUCGGGGCCACCCUUUCCCACAGGGAGGCCUCUGCGGAUCACACUCAGAUGGUGUCACCUGAGUUUUCACUAGCCAGCCCGCAGCCUAGGCGGAAGCUGCCAGAACCAAAGCCAUGCUUCCUGCAGCGACAGCAGGAGACCUGUUCAGAGAAGCCCUGGGACCCCAAGGCCUUGGAGGGCCAGCUGAGGAAGUGUGAGAGCACAGACUCUGGCUACCUGUCGCGCUCAGACAGCGUGGAGCAGCCCCCUGUUGCCUCUAGCCCAUUGCAUAGUCUAUCGGAGCACAGUGCGGAGUCUGAGGGGGAAGGAGGCCCUGGCUGUUCCUCUUCCGGCAACAGGGCUGAACGAGGAACCCCAGGGCCCAGCCUGGAGUUAGAGAAGAAGAAACUGGAGGAACGAAUUGCCCAGCUCAUCUCCCACAACCAGGCGGUGGUAGAUGACCCACAGUUGGACCAUGUGCGGCCCCGCAAGACUGUGCUGUCCAAGCAGGGCAGCAUCGACCUGCCCAUGCCAUAUACCUACAAGGAUUCCUUCCACUUUGACAUCCGGGCUCUGGAGCCCAGCCGCAGGAGGGCUGCCCUCAGCCCGGCCCGCUCCACCUUCACACCCCUGGAAAAGGCCAGACCUCUCUUUUUCCACUCAGUCCCCACGCAGCUCUCCACUACAGUGGAGUGUGUCCCUGUCACCAGAAGCAACUCGCUGCCUUUCGUCGAGGGUUCUAAGUUGUGGCCAGAGCAACGGGACCCACAGGAUGCUGUCCCAGGAAUGCAGAAGGCCCUGAGCCCCAGGCCCACCCCAGCCCGGCUGGGAUGCCGCCCAGGACUGACCUUGGCAAGCAUCUCCAGUGGUCACCCACGGGCCCUGGUAAGACAGGCUGCUGUGGAGGACCUGCCGUGUACCCCGACUGGAGACCCUUCAGCCGCUGCUGAGGAACUAGAUGGAAAGAGAGCUGUGGCAAAGGAGGGUGUGGUGUACAAGGGCAGAGCCAGUAAAAAGUGUAGCCAGAGGAAGCAAAGGAUGUUCUCCCAGGAGAAAUGGCAAGUGUAUGGAAAUGAGACUUUCAAGAGAAUAUACCAGAAAAUGAAGACCAACCACCAGGGAGGACAGAAACACAGGCAGGUGAAACAGGGCCAGGGGACAGAACUGGACUUUCCUCCUCCUCCUCCUCCUCAGAAACAGGGGGGAGGAGGUGAGGAUACAGGCCUGUCUCAAGACAGUAGGAUCCCUAUCCUUGGAGACACUACAGCAGGAUGUAAGCUAGAGUCUUGGGGAAGUAGACCAUCCCUGGAAGACUCACUGGAGGCUGAGUCUCCUAAGCAACUGAAGGUGGUGACCAGAGUCAAAUCAUCUCCUACCCUCGGCAGCACAGAUAGCCUCUGUUUGAGUGGCAAGAGCUCUUUGCUCUCUCCAAGUGGGAAAUUAGAUCUGGGAUGCCAGCCGCCUCCGGUGCCUACGGCUUGCCAAGCAGGAGAUUUAGAAGCUCCCGAGACUGCUUCACCAGACUCAAGUGGUGAGGCUAUAAAAGAAACCAGCCCUGGAGCCCAAACCGUCCUCAGACGGUCCAGUGAUGGGUCUGUGGCUCUACAGCUUGCAGAAGACAAGUUACCUUCAGAGAGGAAGAGACUGAAGGUGGAAGGGCUGGACCAUCAGGAGCAGCCAGGGCCUCUGGAAGCUGAUACCUCAGGAGGCUCUGUGCAGGCUGACCCCCCACCGUCCGAGAGACAGGACAGUGACUCUGAGGAGUUGCUGGGUUGCUCAAAUAAGAGUACCCUGCAUGUGACCACAGCCCCGGAGCCCUCAGAUGUCUCCUCAGCCGCUUCUCCUGUUGCCCUGCAAUGGCCAGGGAUAGGGGACAAGGAUUCCCCAUUGCCUUCUGUACCCAGGACUCCUGGGCUUCACUCCCUCUUGCCUGCUCAGCCCCAGGAUCCUGGUGUCCCUAAUGCUCGGUCAGGUGGCUUCUUUCCUCCCAAGUACCUCCUCAGGUUACCUCAGGGAGAGAACCCCUCACCGAUAGUUGCUGCAGGGCCUGAAAAAGGCUCAGACUCUCUGUGUACAAGUACACAGCCUGUAGAACAGGCCCUUCUGGUUGGAUCAGAACUCGGAAUGCUCCGGCCACCUGGUGCAUACUCAGGCCCAGGUGAGGCAGGUGGCAGCCCAGACGACCCUAGCUGGUCCAGGUUAAGGGAUGGAAAAGAAGAGGCACAGACAGGAAGAGAGAAAAGAGAUAGGACCAAGGACAACAUCCUAGUGGUUGGGCACUCUCCUGUUCCAAUUACCAGCACCACCCAGGAGAUAGCCUCCGUUCUGUCUACUCACACCUGUGACAUUCGGGUGGCCCAGGAUGUAGUGAGUAAGACCCAUGCCAUCCAUUGCCUCUGCACAGACAGCCCACCAGCAAGAGCUAGGACAUAUGGGAAUCUCUUAAACCCUUGGACAUCAUCCCAGAAGCUGGGGAUACCGCCCAAGAGUGCCCUAGAAGGUCCUCCUUCAGAAACCAAGGAAGGGCUGCCUGCUUUCUUUUCCUCUCAAGCACACUAUUUCCUUACAACUUUUACAAAACCCCAGGAUAUUUCCUUGAACCAGCAGAAACCGGCCUUGUCACACGUCUUAGGAACCCCCAGGAGCUGUGAGGCCCCAAGCUCCUUCCCCUCACUUAAGACUGAACCCCAGCUCACAUGGUGUUGCUUAAGUCGAAGCCUGCCCCUGCCUGCAGAGCAGCGGAGGAUAGCUCCUGGACACUUGGCUUCAUCCUUGCCUAAUAGAAACCUCCAGGGCGACAGUAACAAAACACUACCCAAGAGCAAUGGAGGAAGGACCCAGACAAGCCAAGGAGGAGAAGUGUCUACACAGGCGCCUGAGCUUCCCUAUCCAUCAGUCCCAGAGCUGAGGGCUGAGGACCAAGUAUCCAGGCCACGGUGGAAGAAAGAACAACUAUGGCGUAGAAAGGUGAAGACAUCUCGUGAAAACACCAAACAGAAGAAACUGAGGCUUCAUUCUAAAAGGUGUGAAGGGAGUUUCUGGCAGAGAGCCAAACGCCUGUGCAAGCCACCCUGGUUGCCAAGAAGAAGCUGUCUCCCCCACCGACUUGAGGGGUUAGAGCCACGGGGGACCCUUGGGAGGAGUUCGGCAGAAGUGGCAGGUAACAUUUUCCUCGGUGGUGAAUCCGGACUAGGUCGAAAUGUACAAGGGGAGCCAUCUUGUGCCAGCAAAGACUUGUCUGUGUCUCAUGGGAACAAAGAAAAGGAAGGUGACUGUAGUCAGACUUCGAGACCCAUGUCUCCGGGCAUGAGCUCAAAAACCAUGUUGGAAAUGGACAAAUCAGCUCUGAAGGAUAUUUCUCCAACCACUGGUGAGCAUAAUGACUGUUCUCAGGAGAAGGAGCAUGCUGGUGGGUCCGGACUAUCUCCACAAUCCAACACGUUCUUGGCAGUGUUUCAGGAAGAUGUGCCUCAGGGCAAAGGUCUUGAUGUUGGACCUCCAGAAACUCAGCUGCCGCCUUCCCAGGAUCAAGUCUCUAUCACUCCCAACUUGUGCUUCUCCCCAGAUGUCCCAGAGCUGCCUUCUUCCUUUAAACCCAAAGGAACAUUUCCCCACCAUGACGUUGCUACCUCUGUGGCUGCCAUCUGUGUUUCUGCGGGGAUAAGAACAGGACGCAAAACCCUGCGGGCUCACAGUGCAGAAUCCUGUGCAGAGGAGACUCUGGCACGAAACUCCCCAGAUAGAAGAGGCACACCGGACAGCAUUCCACGGGUGCUCCUGCCAGGGAGGCCUUCACCUGGUAAACAAUCACCAGGACAAACUCUAGAAAUACCAAGUUCAGGACCAAGUUCAGUCAGUUCACUCCAGGAGGAAGCAAGAGCCCAGGCAGAUUUUCCUUGGUGGGGCCAGUACGGAUGUGGGGACCUGACCGUCCAGGGUGCUGCUUCAGGAAGUGAGAGUAGGACUUGUCAAGCUGAAGGAUUAAUUACCUCCAAGACUGUCACAGCUCCUUCUGACCCAGGACAACCCUCACAAGUCCCCGAGGAGGCCCCUUUGAGAUCCAUCCGAAAGAGGAGUCUGGAAGGAAUGAGGAAGCAGACACGGGUGGAGCUCAGCGAUACCAGCAGUGACGAUGAAGACAGACUGGUCAUUGAGAUCUGAUGUCAUCCCAGAGAAAGAUGGGGGCAAAUGGCCAAGGCCUAGGGCUCUUUUGGGAUAAACAUCACCAAGUGUCAUGGCACUGAACUUUAUUUAUGAAACAUCUAUAGACUAGGAAAGCCAUCUAUAAUUUCUUCAAGCCAACUCUAACCAACACCGUGCCCAGAUCCAGCCAUACCUUUCUUUAGCUUCUCUUAGACAGACCUUGGACUCUUCUACCCUGCCCACUACACCCUACCUCUCCCUUCCCCUGCCCACCAAACCUACCCCCACUCCCUGGAGCCUUCUUCAUUCAUCUGGAAGAGUCAGAAUGGUCAGGAAGGGCCAUUGCAAGAGACUCUGAGUACACAGCUCCAACUUGAUGCUGUGAUCCCCUUUGCCUCGCCCAGUAAGAUGACACUAAUCAGAAGAGCCAUAUGGGACUUUGUUCCUGACCAUUGAGACCCCAUUGGGUCAACACAUCUGACAUCACUGCCACUAAGUUAAGAGUGGCAAACGCACCUGGGGUCAUUGGGGUAGCUUAAGAAAGAAGCAUGGGGUUUGAACUGGGCACCAAGAUGGCUCCAUGUAGUUUGGAGACUAACUCCAGAUGCAUUCAAAAACUGGUCAGGGCCAUCCAUCUUCCUAAUGAAGACUGUAAAUAUACAUCACAAUGCCUAAGGCCAUUUAAUACGUUGCACAAAUACUUGUUUUUGGUCCAGUAACACAAGCAUGUGUGUCCCUUGUACUUGGUGCCUUUUCUGUGAGAAUAUACCCCCCUUCCUGCCGCCUCAAAGCCUUGGGAUUUUUUUUUUCUUUUCUAUUUUUUAGGUCUUGCAAAGGAACAUUGCAUUAAGUUAGUAAAAUAGUCACUGUAAUGAGUCAUUUUUAUUUUUGAGGGGAAAUUAACUUAUUUUCCUCUGAUUCUUUUUGUCAUAUUGGGCUGUAAGUGAUUUCAGCUAGAGGGCUACAUUGUAGUAAUCUGUGCGACCUGAGCUGAUGAUGCCUGCGCCUCGUGAUGGAGCCGUUCCGACUUCCUUCAGAAGCUUCCAGGGCAGAAAACUAAUUGGAGUUUUGACGCUGUUUUACAUCUUGGUAAUUUUAUUUUGCGGGCUUAGUGUUACUUCGCUGUCAGAUUAAAUCAGCCUUUGUAUUGUGAAUCUCAGAACAGCACAGAUCAAAUCCCCCAGCAUUCCAAGCGAAUGGGCGGAGGCAAGGUCUGCCCGCCCACUAUGCAGGCCUCAGGUUCCCAGCCGUCCUCUCCUUCCCCUUAAAUGGGAGGGGGAAACUUCCAGAAGUUUACACUGCUCAGUCCUUUACGAUUUUCUACUUGCCGUGGCGACUUUGUACACUUUGUGAUUUCUAGCCGAACUGCUGGCUUAACGCCGUGGUAGUGAUGUUCACGUGACACCUCGUGCUCCCUGCUCCCAGGCCAGGCAGCCAUGAGAAGCACCUGCCUCACACGCGCGCGCAAACAUACUUUCAAAAGGCCUUAUCUGUGAAGAAGUAUGGUCCAGUUUCAAAUAUUUUUCAUGUGACCUUUCCUGUUUUGCUGCUAUUUAAAGAGGAUUUCAAUGCAAGAAAGAGCAGCCUCUCGUUAUUUAGCGUAUGUCUGCGGUCAUCACACGUGUUCAGAAAUAUCUCACCGAUCAAAUCCCAGCCGACAAGCACAGAGGAGCAGGAAAGUGCUAACCACCACCUCUCUAUGCUUCUUUAAAAAAAAAAAAUUACUUAAUUUUUUUUUAAUAGUCCAGUCGUUAUCCCCCUCGGGUCUGCCCUUAGACAGUUCCUCAUCCCAUUCUUCCUGCUAUCUCCAAGCGGAUGUUUCCACUUCCCAGACCCUCCCCCCCCGCCCCCCCCCCAUCUCAGGUCUCCUCAUUCCCUGGGGCCUCAAGACUUUCAAGGUUUUGGUGAAUCUUCUCUUACUGAGACCAGACUAGGUAGUCCUCUGGUAUAUAUGUGUCUGGAGGGGGUGGGGUCAGACCAGAAGGAGAGUGAUGGACGUGUGAUUGGCUGCCCUUUGGAUGACCUGUACCUGAGGAAGGCAGUGGAGGUAGCGAGCCCCGUUGACUGGGUCUUUGGCUGGGAGAUCUUGGUCCCUGUGCAUAGACAUGAAUGAAGCUGAGACCUGGACAGAGGAGCUGAGUGCCUCUGAGGGGCUGGAUCCUGGUGGGAGUGGCUGAUAGAGAAACUUGGGCUCCUUUACAUCUGUGUCUUCAUAGUUUAGAAGUGUCUCCCCCACAGAAAACAUUGCUCUUGAGUUGUCAUGGAAGAUGCUGAAGAACACGCUAGGGAGCUGAUGUACAAAUAUUGUUAGGCUACUCCUGCCAUGCAGUAUGUGAGCUGAGGAAAGGGUCGUCUUAUGCACCCCCCUGGAAUCCCUGAUUUGGGGUUGUAGUCACCCACCUUAUACAUCAGAACUAAUAUAACAAAAAGGCAUAACACUGAGUGGAAGAAAUCAUGUAUGUAGGUGAAGCUGGCUCCUCUGUCUCAGGAGGUAUAGGGCAGCAGGGCAGGACCACUGUCUAGAUCAGUGGUUCUCAGCCCUGUGGGUCAUGAUCCCGGUGGGAGUCAAAUGAUCCCUUCAAAGGGGUCGCCUAAGACUGUUGGAAGGCACAGGUAUUUACAGUAUGAUUCAUAACAGCAUCAGAGUUAUAGUAAUGAGGGAGCAACGAAAAUAAUUUUAUGGUCAGAGGUCAUCACAACACAAGAAACCAUAUUAAAGGGUUGCAUCAUUAGGGAGGUUGAAAACCAUUGUCCUAGAUCCUUAUUUCCAGGGGACAAUGAAGUCCAAGAGGGUCACCAGGCCCACGUCAUAAUCAUAGCUCCAAAAAGCAUGCUGGGAGCUCUGCUUCUUCUGAGCCUCCAUAGCUAGCUGCUGCCCCCCAAGGCUGGAUCUGAUAUAGCAGAAUAUCGAGCGAUUCGAUCUUGGUAACCCCCCCCCCCCCCUGUCUCUUACAAAGCUAGAAAACUUGCCAGACCCACUGGUUCACCUGAUCACUUAGUGCCAGUCUUCCCAGGGGGGGUCAUUUAAUUUAAAUCAACAUGGAUUUAUAAACCCUGUAUUUCAGUAGAAUUUUUGAAAAAGCAAACAAUUAUUUUAAAUGACCUUGGGAGGAACUAGCUACUGAAAAACAUCCUAAAGUUAUAUGUAUAUAUAUAUGUAUAUAUACAUAUAUAUACAUAUACAUACAUACAUACACACACACAUGGUUUGGUUUAGUUUGGUUUUAAUGGGGAGUCCUUUUGAUAAUGCACCAAAUAGUCACUGAUUUUUAUAAAUCUAAUUUUCUUAAGGCAAAAUACAAUUAUAAGAAAAUUGUAAGAAAACUUUUACCCAUAAACCCCCAAACUCAGGUUGGGUUAUUAAAAUAAAAUUCUAGUACCUACCAGUCUAUUUGUUGCUGCAAUUUGAUAAUACUACAAGUGUAUAUCACACGAUGGAUCAGAAAAUACAUGUCUAUUUUUUGGUGCUGGGGAUGUGGCUCAGUGAUCUAGUGCUUGGCUGUCAUGUGUGAUGCUCGGGAUUCAGUUCCCAACACCACACGUAAGAAGCAUGUUAGGACAAGGCCAGCCCACUGCUCGCCAGUGCUGUUAUUCUUAUGCAUCUUCAUGCAGGAGUCUUGAGUAAUCAGUGCCUCCACUUACCCCAUGGAGAUGAGCUGCAGGGCUGCCAGCAUGGACUGAGAGAAAGAGGACCUGGGAUUCUUUGCCACGCAAGUGCCGCUGCUCAUAGUGUCUGAUGCUGGCCACUGACAGUCCUCCUGAACUGCUGUGCCUGGCCGCUUUUUGAGAUGCAUAUAGGAAUAGGUCUCAGCUCUCUACUUGGCCAACUCUUAAAGCUUUGUGAGUUUUGGUGGCUGGCCCGGCCCUCCUUGCUGUGAGGUGCCACCAUGGGAACUGCUUUUCCCUCCCUUAGGACUAAGCUUGGCAUCUCAGAGGAAGCUAAGUCCCAAGAUCAAUGGUGCACAGCUCUCAACUUGUGGUUUAUUUGCAGGGUGGUGGAAGGGGAGAGAUGUAGAAGAGGGAGAAAAAGAGAGAUGGGGGAGAGACAGGUAGGGGGAGCGAAAGGAAAAGACUGAAAAGGGGAGGAGUAAGGGAGGGGGCGGAGGGGGACAGGGAGGAGAGAUAAACAGACGGACCCUCUGGAUUCUAAUGAAAGCAUAUCUGACAACGUGGGGAGUGACUUAGGACUGACUGGAACUUCCCUUUCCGACAUAUUGCCUUCUGAAACUGGGAUCUGAAGUCUUAGUCUCGAACCAGUGGGGUGUGACCACUGUCCUCAACAUGAAAGAUAAAGGACUCUCAGUCUCACGGCAAACUCUUUCCUGGCGUUCACAUCCAUUACUUAGAGUGAACUCAUUAUUCAUUUCUCCCUCAGCACAGAAAUUUGCAUUUUGCACAAAAUUUACCUUGUGCAGCAGAUUCUUACAGUUAUGGGAUGUGGGGCUGCUCAACUUCCUGGCUGAGGGAGGAAGUGACCCAUCUGGCUGGUGACUAUCAAAUUCCUACAACUGUAACAAGGAGUCUUACUCCAAUUAGUCGCCAGUUCAAGAAGCAUUGGCUUUUGAAACACUGUAUUUCCCCAUCUCUUUCAAAACUCAUUACACACAGGUAUCAGGAUGUAGAACAGUGUUGAGUGCUAAAUUUCAACCCUUGUGUGCAUAUUCUCUACACUUUUUAUUCAUGUGGCAAAUGCACAAUUUGGUCUGAAGGGACAUGCGACCAUGUGAGCAUACGGAGUCACCGUGGGGAGAAGAGGAGUCAGGAAGAAGUCAGGUCUGGCUGCUGGGAGCACGGGAGAGUGGCUUGCUUGUUUCUGUACACAGACAAUUCCUUGCUUAUGGUGGGGAAACAUGUGGCUUCUUGGGUAGUGAAUAUCCCCCACUUCUUUCUAUGGUUAAAUUAUUUUGUUUUGAUAAAAAUAAAACUUAAAAAUGAAAA